AUGGCGGCGACGCGGGCGCAGACCGACGGCCCUCCGGCGGGGGCAAAGUGCAAAGUGAAAAUGCCGAAGCUCGAGUUACAACGAUUUAGCGGCGCCGCCACGGAGUGGCAGUCCUUCUGGGAGCAGUUCGAGCAAGCGGUGCACGGAAACGACGGCCUCUCCAACGCAGAGAAGUUUCUGUACUUGCGAUCGGUGCUUUCGGGAAAAGCCACAGCGGCCAUUGCCGGCAUUCAAGUGACUGGGGCAAAUUACACCACUGUCAUCGAACUUUUGAAAGAGCGCUUCGGUCGACGAGACGUGCUGAUUCAAGAACACCUGACUCAGUUACUCGACUUGCCAACUGUACAGAUCGAAAAGGUGCACAUCGGCCUACGUCGACUCUAUGACCACCUGCAACGCAAUAUCGCUGGUCUCACGGCGCUCGGAGUCAAGACAGACAGUUACGGCGCCCUGCUCUCCUCCGCACUCCUGCGAAUGCUGCCAACCGACCUUGUUGUCGGAUACCAUAAGGGACUUUCCGCUGCAAGCAAAGAUGACGCGAUCAGCAUCAAGAGUUUGCAAGCUUUUCUUAAAAGAGAAGUAGAAAGCCGGGAAAAGGCACUGCAACCUGAGGUUGUAGGUGAAGAGGACAUCACAAUCUACCCAUUCGGAGGAGCAGGAAACAUUAUCAAAGAGAAGCGCCGAAGAGUAAAAAUUUGGCUAAGAAGUCAAUACGACCGCAAAGAGCACUCUAUCGAAGCUCUGAAAAUACCGGAGAUCUGCUGUGAUCGGCUUCAUGUUCCUGAGGACAUCCUAAAAGAGGUGCAAGCGGACAUGGAUGAACUGGCAGACGUGACUGUUGCGCCAGCCCAUUUGAUGGGAAGCGGGAUCGACAUUCUUAUCGGUGCUGACUAUUACUGGACUUUGGUGUGUGGUGAAGUCAAGAAGCUGCAAGGUGCACUAGUUGCUGUAAAGACCGAAUUUGGCUGGACUCUACAAGGAGCGAUUCCCAGCAGUAGCUCAGCUGCCUACUGCUCAACCGUGGCAAUGCUUCGUGCCGGAGUGUUCGCCGACACCAACAGCUUGUCCAAGGAGCUGAAAUCGUUUUGGGAACUUGAGAGCAUUGGAAUUAUCGACUCUUGUGCCCAAACGAACGAAGAAAGCGAAGAAGUCAUGAGCUCAUUUUCGGCAUCGGUAGAGAAAAUGGACAAGCGCUAUGAGGUAGCACUGCCCUGGAAACCCUUGAACAUGCAACUCGCCGACAACAAAGCUGUUGCAAAGAAGCGCUUGACUAACCUCACAAAGAAGUUAAUGAAAGAUGAGUCGACACUGAUCAAGUAUGACGAAGCUAUCCGUCAGUACCUGGAUCAAGGGUUCGCAGAACGACUUCCAUCGCAAGAAAGCAACAACGAUGUAAACAGAUUAUACUACAUGCCUCAUCGUGCAGAUUUUAGACCUGACAGCCUUUCGACCAAGAUUAGAGUCGUCUUUGACGCAUCUUCUCACGAUGCAGGUUGUAUAUCUCUGAACGAAGUCCUGGAACCAGGACCGAACUUGAAUCCAGAUUUACUUAAGGUUUUGCUGAACUUCAGAAUUCAUCGUAUUGGAUUAAGUGCAGACAUUGAAAAGGCAUUUCUGCAAAUUUCGGUGCAACCGGCGGAUCGCGAUGCCCUCCGAUUUCUCUGGUAUGCACAUCUUCCAACGAAGGAAGACCCAGAACCUCCUAUUGAGGUCUGGAGAAUGACACGUGUCCCUUUUGGCGUGACAAGUAGUCCAUUCCUCCUCGCAGCCACCGUGCGCCACCAUCUUUCCAUGGCAGGAGAUUAUCCAGAAAUAAGAAAAACGAUCAGCGAGAGCCUUUACGUGGACGACCUCAUAACAGGAGCGAACACAGUGGAGCAGGCUACAGAUUUCUACCGAGGGGCACUAGAUGUCAUGAAUCGAGCAAGCAUGACACUGCGUAAAUGGAAUUCAAAUUCCAAGAAGCUGCAACAGCUGUUCAACGACGAAGGAACCGGAUGCGCCCUUGGCUACGUGGAACGUCCAACAACAAGUGUCUCACGGGUCCUCGGACUUGUAUGGGAUAAGGACAGAGAUCACCUAGCAUUUUCCAUGGAGGCCAUCCUAGAUUUCCUAGACCGAAACAGCAACACCAAACGAUUCAUUCUUCAAGCAUCGGCUCGUAUAUAUGACCCACUUGGUCUUAUUUCUCCGGUCACAGUUACAACCAAGUUGAUGUUUCAAACACUGUGGGAAUUGGGUACUGAGUGGGACGCCCCUCUGCCUGAAGAAGUCAAAGCGGCUUGGACGCAGUGGCACACCCAGCUACACCAUUUAACGGACAUAACAGUGCCAAGACGAUAUGGUAGCUUACCCAACGAUAGCUGGAAGGAAGUACACAUCUUCACAGAUGCCAGCCCCAAAGCACACGGCGCAGUUGCAUAUUUGCGCAUCUCCGGGGUCAAGGAAGCAAAGGUUACUCUGGUCGUCUCAAAGUCCCGAGUAGCACCAAUUAAGAGAAUUUCUCUUCCAAGACUGGAAUUGAUGAGCAUGGUGAUAGGUGCUCGACUGAAGGAAUAUUUGGAGCGGUCACUGAGCCUUCCAAUAGCCAAAUGGUAUCUGUGGACUGAUUCAUCUAUUGCGCUGCAUUGGGUGCGAGGUCCCGCACAACAAUGGAAACCCUUUGUCGCCAACAGAGUGUUGGAAAUUCAGCAGCGAUCGGAUCCAGACAUCUGGAAUCACUGUUCUGGGAGCGAAAAUCUCGCCGACCUUUUGACAAGGGAAGUCACACCUCAGGUACUCAAGUCGAGCUCACUUUGGUGGAAUGGACCUGCUUGGCUUUCGAAGCCAUCUACUUGCUGGCCGAGGCAUGAAGGCACCGCUGACAUGAUCAUCGCAGAGGAGGAAAGAAGAACCCUUCGCGUACACAACGUGACUGUAAAGGAAUCUGUCUUGCCUCUGCAGAAAUAUAGCUCCCUCUCUAGACUGGUUCGAGUGACAGCCUGGGUUUUGCGAUUUUUCCACAACGCCAAGCACCCCGGCCAAAAAUACGAGGGACCCACCACGACCGAGGAAGUUCAAAAGGCACAUACUUGUUUGAUUCUUCAAGUACAAUUGGAGGCCUUCCAAGAGGAACUCCAGUGUCUUCGCCGCUCGACACGCAUGCCAAGCGAUUCCCCGAUACGUGAUCUCAGCGUCAUCUACGACGAUGAUGGAGUGCUGAGAGUGGGAGGAAGGCUUGGUGCAGCCGAUUUGUCCUACAACGUGAAGCAUCCUGUCAUCCUACCGUCGAGACAUCCCUUCACAGAGCUAACGAUCAGCGCAGCCCACCGCCGUCUCCUGCAUGCCGGCGCACUGGAGACUCUUACCGAACUGAGGGAAAUGUACUGGAUCGUGCGUGGAAGGCAAAUGGUGAAAAAGGUGCUUAAGAAAUGUGUGACUUGCAACCGUUUCAACAGCCGAGCUGCUACUGAGCCAGUCGCUCCUCUACCUCGUGAGAGGGUGACACAAGCUCCACCCUUUGAUGUUACCGGUGUAGAUUUUGCUGGUCCACUGAACACAAAGGAUCAAGGAAAUAACCGGAAGUCUUACAUCGUUAUUUUCACAUGUGCAGUGACCAGGGCAAUACACCUUGAAUUGGUGACCGACAUGUCCACCUCAAACUUCCUGAUGGCUUUCCGAAGAUUUAUCUCGAGAAGAGGAGUUUGUCGAGUGAUCUUUUCUGACAACGCCAGGACAUUCCAGCGCGCUUCUAAGGAUCUAAAGCGACUAUGGACAACAAUAAGAGGAGAAGAAAUUCACAACUUCUUCACUAGCCACCAGAUCCGCUGGAAAUUUAUAGCUGAGGAAGCUGCUUGGUGGGGAGGAUUCUGGGAAAGAAUGGUUCGGUCCGUGAAAACAUCGUUGAAGAAGGUCUUGGGGAACAGCUACUGCAACUUCGAGGAGCUCACGACAAUCCUAACUGAAAUCGAAGCUGUCAUCAACUCUAGACCCCUGACCUACGUCUACACAGAGGCGAGCGAACCCGAACCUCUAGCACCAUCGCACUUUCUAGUGGGAAAGCGACUGACCACUCUUCCUGACAGUGGUUCCGCUACAGAGGUGGCUCAGCCCCCUGGACGAGUCCACGAGACCGCCUUCCGCAUUCUCAGCUCGCCCUCCGCAAACCCGCCCCGCCAGGUGGAACUAAUCUGGGUGCCUGCGCACUCUGGGAACCCCGGCAACGAAGCCGCCAAUGACCACGCCCGAGGUCUCAUCAACCGGGCGGCGGCGGAAUCGGAGUCGAGCUCUUCCCGGGAGCGCAUGCACUCUUUCAGCGAGCUGACCCAGGCACAUCGCGCCGAACGUCAGCUAUACCCCCCGCCCCACCAAUCCCUUGGCAACUAUCACCAAAUACUAUGGCGCCGCCUCCAGACCCGCACCCUUCCCUCCCCCUAUUUCCUCUCCCGCAUCCGCCCGGGAGCAUACACCCCCUCGUGUGCUCAAUGCACUCACCCCCAUGCUACGCUUACCCACAUUCUCCUUGAAUGCCCGGCGGACCCUCCCCCGCGGGGCCCGGAGCUCCUAACUACAUGGGAGGAAUGGGAGACCCUUCUGCGCUCGACGGACCCGGCCAGGCAGAAGAUCGCCACUGACCGGGCCGCCCACGUCAUGGAACUCCAUGAACUCACAAACGUAUAG
Molecule: messenger RNA, 4659 nt
Organism: Dermacentor albipictus
Lineage: Eukaryota; Metazoa; Arthropoda; Arachnida; Ixodida; Ixodidae
Biological process (GO): DNA integration
Molecular function (GO): nucleic acid binding
Source: RefSeq, a predicted model, not a curated record